AUGAUAGGCAGGAGAGUUAAAAGGACGCGUAAAUGGAAUGAACAGUCCUUAAAACAGGCAAUGGAAUGCGUUGAAGAAGGUCGAAUGAAUGUGUUUCAAGCCUCCCUCUAUUUUGGAAUUCCAAACUCAACGUUAAGACACAGAUUGUUGAAGUCUAAUCCAAGAGAACCGUACGAAGUGCCGAAUGAAUAUUUUGUAGCGUCGUCCAUGGUAGACAAUGCAAUACCACGUUGCGCAGAACUAAUAUUGUUGCAUCACAUAAAACAGCUACGAAAAUUUGGAUUUGCACCCGACCAAACCAUUGUUAGAAAUUGGGCUUUACAAUUGGAUAAAAAAUUAAAUUUAAGCGACAAGUUUAAUGAUGAGAGCGAAGUCGAAUACGAUUGGAUUUGUUCGUUUUUGCAGCGCCAUCCAGAUUUGUUGGUCAGAGAAGCUACAGAAAUCUCCAUCGCUGCUGUUAUUGGUAUGAAUCGAAGAAGUCUGAAAUAUUAUUUUACAUUACUGGACAACGUUUUAACCGAAAAUGGACUCCACGACAAGCCUUCUAAUAUCUUUAACAUGGACGAGAUCUACGUGCAACUACACACUAGACCAAAAUACGUGUUGGCUGCAAGAGGGUCGAAGAAUAUGUUGUCGUUGACACCGAAUAAAAAGGGUGAAACAAUUUCGAUCAUUGCUUGCUGCAACGCAGAGGGGAUGUUCCUCCCACCUUACGCAAUAUUUAAAAGUGAAACCGAGAAAGAUGAAUAUCUAGAUGGAAUGCCGUCUGGUUCUCAAAUUGUCACGACGGAAACAUCGUUGGCGUAUGUCGACGAUACCAUUUUUAAGAACUGGUUAAAGACACAUUUUCUGCCUAGAAAACCAACCGAAACAGCGUUGCUGAUCGUAGAUGGUCGUACUCACCACAUUAAUUCAUUGGAUGUAUUGGACUUCUGCGAAAGGCAGAAUAUCAUUCUAUUUUGUUUACCGAGUCACGCGAGUCGUUACCUGCAGCCACUAGAUAGGGAAUUCUUCAAAUCGUUCCAAAAUAACUACUUCGUGGCUUGUAAGAAUUUUCAAACGACAAAUUCAAAUAAUACAAUACACUUUGGCAAACUUCUCUCGCAAGCUUGGAGUAAAUCUGCAACUGUGGCGAAUGCAGUGACCGCUUUUAAUGUUACAGGCAUUUCACCCUUUAAUCCAGAUGCCAUUACAAGUUACGCGUGCACCGCUAUAGAAAUGGAAGAAGAUGCAGCAGCUACUGCAUCAUACAAUUCGAUUUAA
This is a messenger RNA of Megalopta genalis, 1263 nucleotides long. RefSeq lists its product as uncharacterized. Gene Ontology annotation, molecular function: DNA binding. Lineage: Eukaryota; Metazoa; Arthropoda; Insecta; Hymenoptera; Halictidae. The record is from RefSeq and is a predicted model, not a curated record. Gene Ontology annotation, cellular component: nucleus.